Gavialis gangeticus (Gharial) is the source of this 2398-nucleotide messenger RNA. It is a transcript of the gene EARS2, whose product is annotated as glutamyl-tRNA synthetase 2, mitochondrial. The transcript is spliced from 9 exons. The coding region runs from base 159 to 1628 and encodes 489 amino acids. Gene Ontology annotation, biological process: glutamyl-tRNA aminoacylation. Lineage: Eukaryota; Metazoa; Chordata; Crocodylia; Gavialidae. The record is from RefSeq and is a predicted model, not a curated record. Gene Ontology annotation, molecular function: zinc ion binding; tRNA binding; ATP binding.
UACUCAGUCAGAGCCGGGGACUUCCGUGUUCAGCACGUCGGUGCUGCACCCUUGCUUGUGGCCAUCGCUGGGCCCCUGGGCGCCAGGAGAGCCCGCCCCUGCGCGCCGCCGGUUGGCUCUUGGGGUGGGCGGAGGGAGCCCUCACCUCGUGCCCCGCCAUGUGCUCGCGGGUGCGCUUCGGGCCCAGCCCCACAGGCUUUCUGCACUUGGGCGGCCUCCGCACAGCUUUAUACAACUAUAUUUUUGCCAAAAAACAUGGAGGGAGCUUUAUCUUGAGGCUGGAGGAUACGGAUCAGAGCCGAGUGGUGCCUGGGGCUGCGGAAGGUAUCGAAGACAUGCUGGAGUGGGCAGGUAUCCCGCCUGAUGAGAGCCCGCGCCGAGGUGGCCCCGCUGGGCCCUACCAGCAGUCAUGCAGGCUUGAGCUGUACGCGAAAGCCUGUGAUGUCCUUGUGGAGAAGGGUGCAGCUUACCGCUGCUUUUGCACUCCUCAGCGCCUGGAGCUGCUGAAAAAGGAAGCGCUGCGCAGUCGGCAGGUGCCACGGUACGACAACAGGUGCCGACACCUGACCUCUAAACAAGUAGCUGAAAAGCUGUCGCAAGGCUCCGAGUGGGUGAUCCGCUUCCGACUGGAGGGAGAUGCAGAGCCCUUUAAUGACCUGGUCUAUGGGUGGACCAGCCACGAAGUGGCCAGCAUUGAAGGGGACCCGGUGAUCCUAAAGCGGGAUGGCUUCCCCACCUACCACCUGGCAAACGUGGUGGAUGACCAUCACAUGGAAAUCAGCCACGUCCUGCGUGGGACAGAGUGGCUGACUUCGACGUCCAAGCACCUCCUUCUCUACAGAGCUUUUGGCUGGGACCCCCCACAGUUUGCCCAUCUCCCGCUGCUCCUGAACAGAGAUGGCACCAAGCUGUCCAAACGGCAGGGUGACAUCUUCCUGGAACGUUUUGCUCGAGAUGGCUACUUGCCAGAAGCGCUGCUGGACAUUAUAACCACCUGCGGCUCUGGGUUUACAGGUAACCAGGGGGGGAGGACGCUGGGGGAUUUGAUUUCGGAGUUCAACAUCGGCCGGAUAACAACCCACUCUGCCCUGCUGGACCUGGACAAGCUCCCGGAGUUCAACAGGACUCACCUGGUCCGGCGCAUUGAGGACGAGAGGCUACGACCCAAGCUGGUGGGAGAGCUGCAGGCCCUGGUGGAGCAGGUUUAUGGGGAACAGCUCAUGGACAGAGAGGUUCUAGAGAAGGACUAUGUGGAGCGUAUCCUGCUGCUGUGGAAAGGCCACAUAAGCCUCCUGAAGAGCCUGGUGUCGCCCAACUACUCCUACUUGUGGGUGAGGCCCUCUGUGCCUCGAGAGCAGCUGGAAGCCUUGUCGGCAGAAGUGGAUGAGAUAGGGAGGCUGGUUCUCGGGCUGAUGGAAGGGCAAGCCACCACUCUCACCACCAAUGGCUUGAGCCAAGACUUGAAAGGCCUGCAGGAGAGGCUCAAGGGGACCAAAUACAGCACCAUGAUGAAAAUCCUCCGCUUGGCCCUCAGUGGACAGCAGCAAGGGCCAGGCAUUGCAGAGAUGAUGGUCUCCCUGGGCUCCCGAGAGGUGUGUGGACGGAUACGGAAGGUGCUGUCCAGCUAGCAAGAAGCUGCCAGAGGGAAUGGCCCCUCCGGGCAGGCAGCAGUGGCUGCUCAGGGCUCUGCAAGUUCUUUGUAGCCCUAGGUGUGCACCGGACAAACUGGCUGAAUUGCUUGCGGAUCCACGUGCGUCUUCUGAGGUGGCAGCUUGGACACGAGGGCAGCAGGGUCCACCCCAGUGUGCACACCUUGUAGGAGCUGGCUGCUGUCUGGGUGCGGAUAAUGAGACCUUCUUCUCGGUGAAGCUUUUCCAUCCAGCCGGGGACAGCAGAGGCUGAAUGUGUACUUCUGACGGCCGCCAAAUGUCCCCGAGCUCAUCAGAGGGGAGGUGCGUUUUGGAACAAACACAGUCACGGCCAAGUGGCUCCCACCAACCGUUGGGGAAGAGGUGUCAUGGGAGCAGACUGUCCUUUCAGCCAUGCACAUCUGGCUUGGCACACCUAUGUCGGUGGCAGCUGGUGCAGGAGAAGCUUGUGGUUUCCACUCUGCUUACUUUGUGGGUGACGUGAGGGCAUGAAUGCCCAGCACCAAAGCUCACUCUCCAGCAGUGCCCAGUUCCUUUUCUCAAGUCCCUGGUAGUUUUUUUUUCUCUUUGGGCAAAGCUUAUUGUCAUUCUUAGGUGAAAGUGUAUCGGGUGGGUCUUUUCCUUGCAGGGAGUCCUGCCCCCUUCCCUCCUGUACUGCUGCAGAGGAAAGCACACACUUGCAUCCUUAGGUUUAAGUGUGAUGCGCCCGUGCAGCUCUUCCCUAUAAAUAAAGUCUCUACAUAGUUCAC